Messenger RNA from Olea europaea var. sylvestris, 687 nucleotides. RefSeq lists its product as uncharacterized. Bases 1 to 687 code for a protein of 228 amino acids. Lineage: Eukaryota; Viridiplantae; Streptophyta; Magnoliopsida; Lamiales; Oleaceae. The transcript is spliced from 3 exons. The record is from RefSeq and is a predicted model, not a curated record.
AUGUUAUGGGAUAGAAGCCAAAAGGAGGUUAAGAUCAUCGUAAAUAGGGAUGUCACAUUUAACGAGAGUGACAUGCCUCGUCAUAAAGGAAAAAUCGAACCUGCGAGAGAAACUAAACUAGAUGAAGAGAAAGAUCAGUUUAAGGUGAAGUUAGGAAAACUUAGUACGCCUACCCCUACUACUCCAAAUGAGGUGGAGAUUCAAGUUCAGGAACCUAUGGUGGAGAAUAGUAACGAAGUAGUAAUAGAAGAGCAUCCUAAGAAAGAAAAUCCUUUAGCUAAUUACAAUUUAGUUAGGAUAGAGAGAGGAGAUAGACGAGAGACCCUAGGAGGUCUUGAACAUUGGAAAGCAUUAAGGUGGCUAUUAAGGUACUUGAAGGGUACAAUUGAUAUAGGUCUAAAGUUUAGUGCUAAUAAGGAAGGUGUGAAAUUGAACGGCUUUGUAGAUGCUAAUUAUGUGGGAGAUAGGGAUGGUAGGAAAUCGACUUCCUCCUAUGUGUUUACCUUAUCUAAUUCAUGUCCUACUCUACUGCCUUCUGCCGUCUUUCUUUGUGUUGAUUAUCUUAGUGAUAUUCCUCUUCCUUUGUGGUGGUCUCUAAGAGGCAAAAGGUCUAGCAACCAUAUGUGGAACCUUUGUGGUGUUCUUGGGUCGUUUGAUUUUGGUAUUGAUUUGGGUUUCGGUAACUGA